AUGGCUAAUUUUAUGAAAUGGAAGGAGAUCGUGUAUUAUCUUUUCGAUGUCGGCUUUUUUGUGAACAAUUACACAGAAACAAAUCUACUUUAUCAUAUUAACUCAUUAUAUUCAUGGACACAGAAACUGCAGAUAACUAAGCAUUCAUCAAAAGAAGUUGUUGGUGAGCUAAAAUGGAAAUUUACUUUGGGACAACAGAAAGCAAAUUUCACCGUUCAUGAUCCAGUUUCAAACCAAUGGAUAAACGGAAAUGUUCAAAAAAAGUUCUGUUUUCUCUGUGGAAAAUAUUUUAUUCAUUGGAAUGAACAAGAUAUUCGAAUUGAAAAGAAAGGCAUAUUAACACCAACACUAUUUAUUGAUGACAAAAAAAAUCGAACUCUUGCCAAACUCGAAAAACGCCCAUUUGCAUUGUUUAAUACAGCAAAAUAUGAUUUAGAAAUCUUGUCCAAUGAUUUUCCCGAUGCAAUUUAUUUUGUUGGAUUUACUUUUCAUGCUCUCAGUAGCAAAAGGUCAGGGAAAGGUUAA
Messenger RNA from Adineta ricciae, 525 nucleotides. The record is from the annotation of a GenBank genome assembly. NCBI's taxonomy places the organism in Eukaryota, Metazoa, Rotifera, Eurotatoria, Adinetida, Adinetidae.